Molecule: messenger RNA, 681 nt
Organism: Loa loa (African eye worm)
Lineage: Eukaryota; Metazoa; Nematoda; Chromadorea; Rhabditida; Onchocercidae
Product: josephin-2
Exons: 1
Coding region: 124-681 (185 amino acids)
Biological process (GO): protein deubiquitination
Molecular function (GO): cysteine-type deubiquitinase activity
Source: RefSeq, a predicted model, not a curated record
AGUAAUGUGACUUUUAGUGAUACGAACUUGUUUCAUCCGUUGAUCCUUAUAAGAAAUAUAACUUCGAAGGUCGUUAAGCGUUCAUAAUUUGUGACACCACCAAAAAGUGAUGAUUUCUUAUAGAUGAGUAUUGAUGAAUCGUCUGGAAGUGUAGUCCCCACAGGACAAUUAUAUCACGAGAAACAACAAAUGCAGCUCUGUUUGAUGCAUACGCUGAAUACUUUGUUGCAGAGAAAUGAAUUUAAAAAGGUUGAUUUGGAUUGUAUCGCGGAGAAUUUACAUAGAUCGCGCUGGUUCAAUCGACACCGUUCAAUGUUUGGUUUUGGCAAUUACGAUAUUAACGUGCUGAUCGCGGCAUUGGAAACAAGAAAUCUACUGUUAAACUGGUUUGAUUCGAGGCGUUCCACUGCCUGUUUGGAUUUUUCGAAGAUUUUCGGUUUCAUAUUCAAUAUCACAUCACGUGGCUUUAUACCGUUCUGGACAGGACAUCACUGGUUCACUGUGCGGCAAAUAGGUGUGGCCGGAUUUUUCAAUUUCGAUUCAAAAUUGGACGAACCAGUGCCAAUUAAUGACUUUGUUGCAUUUUCGGAUUCACUAUUAGCAAAGGGAGCUCAAUUGAUGGUUGUUGUUGAACCUCAAAAUGCUAACAGUUAUUUAUUGAAUAAUAAGUGUUUGGUUUGA